Molecule: messenger RNA, 1591 nt
Organism: Cucurbita moschata (crookneck pumpkin)
Lineage: Eukaryota; Viridiplantae; Streptophyta; Magnoliopsida; Cucurbitales; Cucurbitaceae
Exons: 1
Coding region: 639-1367 (242 amino acids)
Source: RefSeq, a predicted model, not a curated record
CUUCGCAGCAACCGCAACUGCUGAAACAACUCCAUGAUAAAAAGAUUCAAACUUGAUAAGUUUUUUUUGAAAGAGAAUCGAAUCAAGUUCUCAAAUCUCAGUAGCCAUGGCCGACGAGGUGACUUUGCAUUAUUUCUUCGUCUUCGUCGGUGAUAAUAACGCCUCUUUUGAAGAACCUUCCCCACUUCAUUAACAGGACCCUUCUCUCUCUCUCUUCUUUGCCUCGAAAAUUGCAGUUUCGUCAAUUAUUGCUUCGCCUUUUUGUUUUGUUUCGUUUCGUUUUUCUCUGGCAGCGUCUGAAAACGAUCUCUCCUUUUCUGUUUCUCUCUUCAUUUUCUUUUCGGAAGAACAUUCCAUCUCUGAACUCUGCAAUUUCUCAUCAUUUUCGGCCUCUUCGAUCCCCCACAACUGUCGCUUUGGUUUUUGUUUUUCUCUCUGUCCUCUGAUUUUCAAUACCCAAUGCUUUGAUUCUCUCAGUUUUCGACCAUUUCUUUGUGUUUCUUCUCGCUUUAUAUGUAAAUUUAUGCUUUCCCCUGACGUUUUUGACUGGAAGUUUUUGUAGAAGUUUAGUGCCCAUCACGUGUUCGACAAAAUGUUCGCCUUGAAUUUCACUGUCAAAUGAGCUUGUUCUUUCAGAGAUGUUGCCCAUCCAGCCGCGUGAAUCUCCUAGUACAGACAUAUCGCUGUUAGAUUCGAAUUCGGAAUUCGAAUUUUGUGUCAGUGGUAGCUUUGAUUAUGAGUCCUCUUCUGCUGACGAGCUCUUCUUCAAUGGCGUCAUCGUUCCCACUCAGAAUCAGCAGAAAUUUGUGCAAAUUAAACGAACCCAUCAACGUGAGAGUGCGCCAUGUUUUCCUUCCUCACUCCCUCCUCUUCCUCCUGCUGUAGCCACUGAGAAUUUCAAGAAAGUGAACACAGAGGAACCAAUUCAUGUCAUGAAUUCUGAUUCUGAGAAGAAAAAUCGGUCCAAAUCUUUCUGGGGUUUCCGAAGAAGUAACAGUGUUACUUAUGACAAUAGAAAGAGUUCAUUUUUCUCGCUACCAUUACUGUCACGAAGCUAUUCAACUGGUUCAGUGCAAAUCCCAAAAGGAAUGCCAUCGAAGGAUGUGAAAAGCCAGAGUCCUCAGCUGCAGAGACACCAUUCAGUUUCAGAGGGCAAGUCAAAGUUACCCUCUUCAAGCUCUGCUGCAAAUUCACAUUCAAAGCUCCAAAAGCCUCAGAAGAAGAAUCAAGGAGGGUUAUAUGGCAACAAUCUUUAUGUAAACCCCAUUUUGAACGUACCACCUCCUUAUAUCACCAAAGAAACUUCAAAAAUCUUUGGCUUGAGUUCUCUUUUACGUGGCAGCAAAGAAAAGAAGAACAGGAAGUAAUUUUUUUACUUUUUGUUAAGCUUUUGGUCACUGAAUUUCACCACACAAAUUAUGCCACAUAUCUCAAACCCCCCUGCAAGUUGCUAAUCUGUAAACUGAAACAGAUAAGGCAGAUUUUGUUUGUAGGCUGUGGCAUUCUCAUCUCAUGCAUAUGAACAUGUCAAAACCAUAGGAGACAGAGAAACAACAGCACCUUCCUAAGUUGCCUCUGCCAUUCUUGUUCA